This is a messenger RNA of Leucoraja erinaceus (little skate), 1649 nucleotides long. Its product is annotated as COP9 signalosome complex subunit 7b-like. The record is from RefSeq and is a predicted model, not a curated record. Gene Ontology annotation, cellular component: COP9 signalosome. NCBI's taxonomy places the organism in Eukaryota, Metazoa, Chordata, Chondrichthyes, Rajiformes, Rajidae. Gene Ontology annotation, biological process: COP9 signalosome assembly.
CCUCCUCCUCGUGUACAGACCGGGCCGCCGCCUCCUUGUAUACAGGCCGGUCCGCCGCCGCCACCUCGUGUACAGGCCGGGCCGCCGCGGUGUAUCACCGUUGUGCAAUGGCAGGUGAAUCAAAAGGUGCAAGUAAUCCUUUGGAACAGUUCAUUUUGUUGUCGAGAAAUGCCAAAGGUUCAACGUUAACUGGUCUUAUUAAUCAAGUUUUGGAGGCUCCUGGAGUUUUUGUGUUUGGUGAACUUCUAGAAACACCUAAUAUACAGGAGUUAGCUAAUGGAUCAAAUGCUGCCUAUUUUGAAUUGUUAAACUUGUUUGCAUAUGGAACAUAUCCUGACUAUUUAGAAAAUAAAGGAAGUCUGCCUGAAUUAACAUUAGCUCAGAAGAAUAAGCUGAAACAUCUCACCAUAGUAAGCUUGGCUGCAAGAAUGAAGUGCAUUCCAUAUUCCAUGCUUCUAAAAGACCUUGAUUUAAAAAACCUCAGAGAAUUGGAGGAUUUAAUUAUUGAAGCAAUUUAUACUGAUAUAAUUCAAUGCAAACUCGAUCAGCAAAAUCAGCUGCUUGAGGUUGACUUUUGCAUCGGCAGAGAUCUCCAAAAGCAAGACAUCAGCAACAUUGUUAAAACUCUCCAGGAAUGGUGUGAUUGUUGUCAGGCAGUUCUACUGGGGAUUGAACAGCAAGUUCUCCGUGUAAAUCAGUACAAAGAGGGCCACUCUAAAACUCAGCAGCAAGUAGAAACCGAGGUGGCCAAUAUAAAGAAGACCUUGAAGGCAACGGCUUCUACCUCGUUACAAGAACCUGACCAGCACCCAAUGGAUCGUGAUGCUCCACAGCUCAUUGAACAACGUUCAUCUACAAAGAAAUUGUCAAAAGCCAAGAGUUUAUCAUCCAGUCGUCAUUAGAACAUUAAUCGCCUGGAUUAUCCUGUGCUUUGAAGAAAACUGAGAAGAAAUUAAAUAUAAUGAACAGUGCAAUGCUUCUCAUGAAUAACACUUGAAAGAGAUUUAAGAAACUUUUACUGUGCAUUUGAAAUCGUUUUGUAAUAUAUGGUUCUUUUUUGGUAGGAAUCUCAGAUGAUGACUGAAUCAGCCUUUCUUGUUAAAUGGGACCAGUUGCAAACUGACUACUGAAGUGAUGUCCAUCCAAUAAAGUUUCAUCAUUUUGCCUUCAGUGUCUGGAAAGCCAGGCAGUAAGCAGAAUACUACAAAAGCUACUCUGCAGUGGUUAAAAGAUAUCUGGAGUCGGUAGGUUCCGAGAACUUAAUAGGAAACUACUAACGUGUAUUUUAUCAAAUAUUUUGGGUCAUAAAUAUUGUGUGCAGUAUACUCAAACUGAUGCACUCCAGACGAGUUCGAUUGCUGAAAAGCAUGUUAAGAUGAAGAAACAAUAUUGGGGUUCAGUGACAUUAAUUGUGUCUUUGACAAUACAGCUAAUAUAUAUUUUUUAAUUGCUUGGAUUCAAAAUUCUUGAACUAAAGUUACUAACUGUAAACCCUGGAAAAUGCCACCUGAAGCAAAUUAUUUAUUAAAAAAAUUAGACAAGAAUUGGUUAGAUUACUUUAUGGAUGGGUAAUCAUAUCAGUUGUAUUCCAAAAAUAUGGUUGUCAUUAUUCAAUUAAACAAAAUCCUAAUUUGUGAAAUUUGAGACAA